Amphibalanus amphitrite is the source of this 4420-nucleotide messenger RNA. RefSeq names its product RNA-binding protein Musashi homolog Rbp6-like. Gene Ontology annotation, molecular function: RNA binding. The transcript has 15 exons. NCBI's taxonomy places the organism in Eukaryota, Metazoa, Arthropoda, Thecostraca, Balanomorpha, Balanidae. The record is from RefSeq and is a predicted model, not a curated record. Gene Ontology annotation, cellular component: cytoplasm. Bases 165 to 1337 code for a protein of 390 amino acids.
AGCCGCCAAGAGAUGGCUCUGAGGGGCCGGCGCGCGCCGACUGGGCGAGCGCGGCGCGGCGCCGCGGCCCGGCGGCCAGUCGGUGGCUGGCUGUGUGAGCGUUCGUGUGACGACGGUCCGUCCACGUAGUGUGUAGGUGCUUGUUGGUAGGGUUAGUCAGCAGCAUGGAGAACCAGGACUCGGUCGGAUCGCCUUCAGAGCUGCCCAACGACCCCGGGAAAAUGUUUAUCGGAGGUCUCAGCUGGCAAACAACGCCAGAGGGUCUGCGGGAGUACUUCAGCCGCUUUGGCGAGGUCAACGAAGUGAUGGUGAUGAAGGACCCGACCACCCGACGCUCCCGGGGGUUCGGCUUUGUCACCUAUAGCGAUCCGGCCAGCGUAGACAAAGUAUUAGCGGACGGCACGCACGAGCUAGAUGGCAAAAAGAUCGAUCCCAAAGUGGCGUUUCCAAGGAGAGCGCACCCAAAGAUGGUCACCCGGACCAAAAAGAUAUUCGUUGGAGGCCUGUCUGCACCUAGCACGCUGGAAGACGUCAAAAACUACUUUGAGCAGUUCGGGCGGAUAGAGGACGCAAUGCUAAUGUUUGACAAGCAAACGAACAGACAUCGAGGCUUCGGAUUUGUCACAUUCGAGAGCGAAGACGUUGUCGACAAAGUGUGCGAAAUUCACUUCCACGAAAUAAAUAAUAAAAUGGUGGAGUGUAAAAAGGCGCAGCCGAAGGAGGUGAUGCUUCCGCAGACCCUGGCGAGGGGUCGUACGGCGCCUCGUGGCGGCUACGGCUUCCAGGCGGCGGCUGCGUACGCGGCUUACGCUGGUCGCGGCUACUCCAGUUACCCGGGCUUCGGCUUCCCUUACGCCGGUUUCACAUCGUACGGCUACUUCCCGUCUCCGGCGGGGGCGGCGCUGGCGUCGAACGGCAGCUCGGAGCGGGCCAACGGCACCACCUACUACCAGGAGUACUCGGCAGGUGCGGUGCCGGCCGCCGGACCCGUCAGCCUGAGCACUCCGAGCCGCACCGAGAACCACGUCAGCCAGUCGCCGCUGCACCGGGACAAUCCGUACGGCACGCGGACAGAUCUGAUGAACGGUGGCAUGGCGAACGGCUCUGGACCGCUGCUGACGCAGGCACUAUCCGUGAUCAACAACUACCCAGGAUACGGUCCGCCGGCCAGUCCGGCUAACAGCCGCGGGUUCGGGCCGGCCAACAGCCCCGGUCCGCUGGACAUGACCUACAACGGCGACACGAGCCUGGGCUACCUGCAGGCGGCUUCCCCGCAGCCCUCGUUCGGAGCCAUGAACAGGGCGCCGCUGCUGGCUGCCUUCAACGGCUAUCACUAGAAAACGUAGAGACAAAACGAUUCAUUGUCACCAGAUAGAAGAGAACUGAAUUGAACUUGACCUGCCUGCGACCUGCGUAGUCGGGACCCGGGGGACGGUCCGCGGCCAGUGGUCCUUUGGUCCGUGGUCCGUGACCUGGACCGUGGCCUGGUCCGUGAUCAGAGGUGGACAGCGGCAGCGCGCCUCGGACCCGCAGCACCCACCGUCGCAGCCUGCAGUCGGCCGCCGCGCCCGGCCGCCAGAAACAUUGUCUAUGCAUACGCGCGUGUAUAUGCAUCUGUGUCCUUGUGUAAAUAGUGCGCUAGUUGUAGGAGGAGCGGCCCGGGCCGGCCGCCGGUCGGUGACCUGCUGUGACCUCUCUGUGGGCGGGGAUCGGUGAUAGGGGUCCGGGGCACGGCCCGCUGGCCCCGGCCGCCGCCACGCCGCCACGCCGCGCGGCUGGCGGCCGUGCGCUGUGCCAGCCCGACUGAUCGCGUAGAUAAAUUAUUUAGAGAUGCCGGUGAAAGAGUGCAGGAAAACCUUCGCGGCUAUCAUGCUUUUGUACGUAGAUUUCGUUACCAGCAUCCCAGUGAUCGAACGGUGUUGUCAUCUGUACUUAAACUGUCUUUUUACCGAACGGUAUACUUAAUUUGCUGCGCUAGCGUCUCGGUGGUCGUCGCCAGACAACGGGAAGUAUUUUGAGUCUUUCACACGGUAGUCUAGGCUUGGUUACAGCGUCUGGCUGUCUCAUCUGGCCCUCUGUUGCGGCGCGGUGCCCGGGAGGUCUCGGGACGGCGGCUGGGACGGGCACGCGCUCUCACACCUCACCACACCUGGGUGACAAGCCGGCGCGGGCGGCGAGGGCCUCCCGUCUCUGCGGCGGCCGCUCCGCCCUGGCUGGCGGCAGCCCCGCCUGUCUGACCUCAGCGGACACUGCGCUCCGGCGGCCCACUCCGCCGUCACCGCCGCCGCGGGCCCACCUGCCCACCGUUUGUAUGCAAUCAAAGAGGGCGGCAAGCUUGCGCGGCGCCGGCCACGAAUGCGUGUCUUCCCCGGCCGGCCGCCGGCGGCCUGGGGCGUGCGGGAGGAGCUGUACAUAGCGCAGAGCGCGGCCUCGCUGGCCGUCGUGUGUGUUGUUGUGCCCGCGGCGCGCGCGGGGCCGGCCUCGGCCGAUUGUGUAGGGUUAAGACGGUGUGCAGGUCGCGCAAAGGCCAGGUCGAGCUUCCGGCUCAGGGUUGGUGCGCGGCUGGUGCCAGUCGCGGCGACCCGCCGGAGGCCGUGGAGGCCGGUGCCGCUGGUGACUUUGGUGACUCUGUGGUGAUUGCUGGUCGGCGCUGGUCGUCGGUGACGCCGGCGGUAACUCGGUGACCGCCGGUGACGGGCGGGGUCGCCGGAGAGGUGGCCUCGCUCGCGGUGAUACCACUCCUCCCGCUUGGAACCUGUUCAAAAUAUCGGUCUCGGACUCCAUCAAGCUCGCCUUCCCGCACCCCGAUCUGCGGCCAAAUACUCAGCUCCGUAGUUUAUUUGAACCAGGCCGACGUUGUCUUGUUUCUGAUUGCAGCUGUUAGCACAGUUCGAUCUCACAAGCAAAAUAUUUUCAUAUCGGGGCCACAGCUGUGUGAUUUGCCUAGUUUGGAUAGCCUACAGAGGGCCUCACUUAGCCGAGGUCUCUAGAAAAAAAAUCGGGCAAUGAAUUGUUUUAGCUCUAGCCCAAACAUACGCGACGUUAUUUGUAAAUAACAGACGAAAGUCUAUAUUUUAUCAUUGAUACACUGAUUGCAUUGACCGUUUUACUGUAGACGUUUAGACAUGUUUUUACGUGAUUGAAACGAAGAACAUAGGGCAGCAAUAAAAUCAAGGCAAUAGAACAUCAGCGCAUGAUGCAAUGGAAGGAUUGUUCUAUGCAAAAAUGCCGUUAGCUAGAGCAGCGAUCGCCGAGGCUGGGCGAGAAUCUUUGAGAGAGAGAGAGAGAGAGCAGCUGUUUGCCCCGUUUUCGGGUCUCACGAAGUCGCAAUGCCUUCGCACACACCUCCGAUGUAACACCGAGCAUUGCUUUCGAUGGUCAUCUGUAACGUCUGUGUACACUUGGUCUGUGUCCGCUAUAUGUUACGACUGGAACCGCUAUGCAUUGUGUGGGGACCCUGCUAGUGGCAGUUGCCCUGGGCCUCCCUGUUCUGGCCAAUGACAAACCCCCUUUGAAAAGUCUCUGUUCGCGCGACAAAAUAUGACUGACGGACCGCCAAUGGUUUCGGCAGCGUUACGUGCUGAGUCUGUGUUCGCCCAUGAGCCGUUCCUAGUGCACGCAGUAUUGACUCAUGUGAUACGACCGCUGUUCUGCGCCUGGUCUUCAAUUUAAGGCCGUCCCCGUGUACUUAACGGCGACACUUUCUUGAACAUCGCUACCUCUCGAGCGCGGCUCUGGCUACCUUUACUUUACACCACAUUCUAUCAUGUGUAUGCUCGAUUCUUAUUCACAUUUCGGCAGUGUCUCGCCGCCUCCGUCAACCGUUUCCCGAUCAAUUUAAUUAAGUGCCAAACAACGACCCCUACCGCUGAAUGACCGCCCUCAACAGCGCUUCAUUCAGCCUCGGGUAUCCCGCUCCCCGCCCCCUUCUCUGUCGCUGCUUACCCCCUCAGUUUGAGCGUUCCCCCAUUUCGACCUUGCAAUAAGCGAGCAAUAACGGCGGCACUGGACGCUGAGAGAAAUGUACAGGGCGCGCGCGGGCGGCCACAAUGCUCCCACCUCCGCACGGAGAGCAGCGCGUGUUGAUGUGUAUGGGUAUGUGUAUGGGUAUGGGUGUGUGGGUAUGGCACCUCUCUGAGCCACCUGGUAUGUGUGUGAGAGUGCGAGUGUGCGUUUGUGCGCGCUGUGCGUUGUCUUGUAUGUGUAUGACGCUCUCGCAACGACGGACGUGUGUACUCGUGGACUCAAAAUCACGGCGCCCCGAAAUAGUUGUAGUUAAACUAUUUAUUGUAUUUUAUACCCGGAGGCCGUGGCUUUGGAAAGCGAUGCUACGGUUCAGCGGUGGCCUGAGCUCCGUCGGAGCGUCGUUGUAUAGAUGAUAAGGAUGGAGGUCUCUGAAUACAAUGGGAAGUAAACAUGA